CUCGCAGUGUGCCUUUAUUUUUUUGCACUAGCUGGCCCUGCAGAUUAGACGGUUUCGUUGUGAAAUAGUCAGCGGUUUCCAUCCCGAGAGAAAGCGUUGCACAGGUCCUGGCAUGGCUGCUUCCUCUCAGCGGGUGCUGGUGUUCCCCUCCUCCUCGGAGCUGGGUCCGGCGCUGGCCCGGUUCAUUGCGGCGCGGGCGCAGGAGAGCUGUGGUUCUGGGAGAGCCCGCUUCACGCUGGGUCUCUCUGGAGGGAGCCUGAUCUCCAUGCUGUCCCGGGACCUGCCUGCUGUGCCAGGCUUGGACUGCAGGAAGUGGCUGCUGGGCUUCUGUGACGAGAGACUGGUCCCUUUCCAGGACCCAGAGAGCAGCUACGGACUCUACAAGACAAACCUGCUGUCGAAGAUCUCCGUUCCAGAGAGCCAGGUGCUGGCAAUUAACCCCUCGCUGCCUGUCGAGGAGGCCGCGGAAGAUUACGCCACGAAACUCCGAGAGGCGUUCCCAGGUGAGGAGAUCCCGGUGUUUGAUUUGCUGCUGUUGGGCAUGGGGCCGGACGGACACACGUGCUCACUCUUCCCAGAGCACCCCCUGCUGGAGGAGAGUGAGAAGUUGGUGGCUGCUCUGAAAGACUCCCCCAAACCUCCCCCCCAGCGAGUCACCCUGACCCUGCCAGUCCUCAACGCAGCGCGCUGUGUCGCCUUCGUGACCACCGGGGGCAGUAAAGCAGCUGUGCUCAAGCGAGUACUAGAAGGGAAGGAGGCCCCUGCUUUGCCUGCCGCUCGAGUUCUCCCCUCCCCUGGAGAGCUGCUGUGGUUCCUGGACGAGCCGGCUGCAGGGAGCCUGUCCCUGAGUGUGGAGAGACCAACUUGUGCUGCAGCACUGUGACCAGCAGAGGGCACUGUGACGACUACGGAGCUGCACACUGCUCACAUUCCACUGGCAGGGGGCGCUGUCGAACCCAGACAUUUCAAAACCGAUUCUUUGUGCAGUGAGUGGAUGUGAAGAUCUGUUUUACUAGAUUGAGCGUGUGAUUCAGUUUUAACAGACUAGGACCAAGACAGGAGUCUGCGCUACAGUAUGAACAAAAUGAGUGUGAACUGGUGCAGAAUACAGUGUGUAAUUAGUAAUAAACACAUUGCUGAAUA
Polyodon spathula (Mississippi paddlefish) is the source of this 1143-nucleotide messenger RNA. RefSeq names its product 6-phosphogluconolactonase (gene pgls). Gene Ontology annotation, molecular function: 6-phosphogluconolactonase activity. Bases 113 to 883 code for a protein of 256 amino acids. Lineage: Eukaryota; Metazoa; Chordata; Actinopteri; Acipenseriformes; Polyodontidae. The transcript has 6 exons. The record is from RefSeq and is a predicted model, not a curated record. Gene Ontology annotation, biological process: pentose-phosphate shunt; carbohydrate metabolic process.